Molecule: messenger RNA, 1762 nt
Organism: Mytilinidion resinicola
Lineage: Eukaryota; Fungi; Ascomycota; Dothideomycetes; Mytilinidiales; Mytilinidiaceae
Exons: 2
Coding region: 396-1559 (387 amino acids)
Cellular component (GO): CCR4-NOT complex
Source: RefSeq, a predicted model, not a curated record
CUCGCUCGAUACUUCUCUGCGCGACAUUUGUGUGACGCUUUUACGUGGCAGCUUAAUGGAUUUUCAAAAAUUUGGCUUGGAUGUGAGAUGAGUUUCGCCGUCGUUCAAAUUAACAUUUAAGCUACCUUACUAACACAGCCUUGAUGCUCUUUAAAGUGGUCCUAUGCUUAUGAACGGUCAGCAUCACUCCAACACUCGAGGUGAAUGCGAAUUGUUGCCUCAGGUGUUCGCGGUCAGACGUGGCACAGCUGGCCCGCUUGGCAUCGUGAACCGUGGACCGUAGCACCCGUCAAUGACCCUUUAAGCUCCUUUAAUCGCACACACAAGCUCGCCCACAUGCCUCUAAACUCGAAACCAAAGCUUCACGGUCGCUCACCUGCAACACCGCGAACAAGAUGGACCUUUCGGCGACGCUGGAAGGGGAGCUUGCAUCGCUCAUCUGCGACCCAGAGCGCACCCUAGAAGAAACUGGGAACCUACUUCAAAAUGUACGAGAGGCUCGCCUGAGAGCUCAUCCUGAGGGUAAUGAGCUCCAAGCAGCCUUCCAAGACUCUCUUAAGCUGAAGAACAAACUGGACGUUUGGGAAAGCCAGGUCGACAUAUUUCCUUCACUUCCUCACCUCGCUGGAAUUCUCAAUUGCGAAUACCAGAUCUACAAAAUCAAUGAGGCUAUUCCUCUUAGACACAACCCCUUCCUGUCACACUGGGUCGAGACAAUACAGAGGCUGGACAAGAAGCUAGGAGAAAGCUCGACAGAGCCGAAUGAAGGGCGCUCGAAAGAUGACCGCCUCACUUCGCACCAUAUACACUCCUCGAGAGCCAAACUUGUGAAGGCGAUUUUGAUGUUCCGCAAUCUGCGCGUAAUAUCACGCAGAUCGCCAAAGGAAAUCCUUCAGCUUGUGAGCGAAGAGUCUUACACGGCAGACUUCGAUCUCCAACCUUACGUGACGAUUCUGGAAGAUGAGGGCAUCUAUGACAAGACUCCCACUCCCGAGCUUGAAGUCACACCAAAACAAAGUCCUACGGCCCUGUCGAACAAGCCUAACACAAAGGAAGCCCUCCUCACAGAGCUAGAAGUGUCUCCCGACACUGCAAUAUCUGCAAUAACACACAUGCCUCUCGACAUUCCAUCGCUUGAAAUCAUCACCUCUCUCCUCGAGAAGCAUGUCUUCGAAGACCUUAGAAUCGAGCCGCUUCCUGUACUGAGAGACUACCUUCAGCAUAGCCUCCGUCUGAUCGAGAAAAUGGGUCUCCCGGCACCCAAUAUUCCCCCUGACGGUCCGUCGAGUGCUGACGGUGGUGGACGAACCGAUUCCUUCAACGAGCAGGACAGCGACGAGGCCCUCAGCCACGACCGCGAGGCGCAGGUCCGCGCAGUGAAGCUCAUACUACUUUUCAUCCGCAACCUCGUAGUUCAUAAGAAGCUUCUUCCUCCGCAAGAGAUCUACUACGAGAUCAAUGAGAUAUGCGUGCGAUAUAUUUGGCUGAAAGAGGUUCGCGAGUUCAGGGCUUUCAUCGAGCAGGGGGCGGAUGCUAGAGAAUUGGCGGGAGCCUGGUGAGCUUCCACAUAACCUAUGGAACAAUGUGUAAGAGACGGCCUUAACAAGGAUGGAAUGAGUUGAUCGUUGACGCCGUUGCCCUCAUUUACGACGGGUACGUCAUGAAAGACGAAUACAACGCAUCGUCGAUUGGGCUCAGACCUAAAAGUGCAAAGUUGAGCCUUUUACUGCUAGAUCUCCUCUUUGUAGUCUUCAAAUGCUCU